Molecule: messenger RNA, 192 nt
Organism: Arabidopsis thaliana (thale cress)
Lineage: Eukaryota; Viridiplantae; Streptophyta; Magnoliopsida; Brassicales; Brassicaceae
Product: Pol-like polyprotein/retrotransposon
Exons: 3
Coding region: 1-192 (63 amino acids)
Source: RefSeq, marked reviewed
AUGGAUGUUGGUCUAAAAUUCUUCGAUUUCAUACUCGUACUUUAUGUAGCUCAAGCUAGAGAAACCGUAAGAGAUGUCAAAUCCUUCAAGUUGAGUGAGAAUGUCAUAUACGAUUGUGUGGAUAUAUAUAAACAACCUUCGUUAAGUCAUCCACUACUCCAAAACCAUACAAUUCAGUUUGAGUAUAUCUGA